AUGCGCCUUUUUUCGUUUGGGACAGCGAAAUCUGGUUUCCGAUGUAGUACGCCAAUAUGCUGUUCAAGACGACUUUUGACAACUUCCAAGCUCAUGUACCAGAGGGAAGCCACUACAGCGACUGCAAAUGUGAUUAGCACCAGAGGUAAGAAGUUGAAACCGCAAAAAGCACAGAUUGUAAUUCUGGGACCCCGGGAAGCGGGUCUUGUGAGAAAACGUAAAAAAACUCCUGCAUAUUUCCAACGCACAGAGGGCUCAAGAUCUCGAGAACGUCUCAGCGCGCUACAAGGCGUGGAAUUCGAUGAAAGUAGGCUGCAGCGGAGGAAUUCGGGAUCUUCAGAUGCGUCGCCGGCGGACGUGCUGCAGGAAAUCGAAUCCCAGCGUUUGAAACUGCUGGUUUUCAAAAAUAAUGUGCCCAAAGAACAGGUCAUUAAAUCGAUCCACGACCUGAAGCCGGGAUCCAACUCACAAGUCAUGUCCGAAAAACGCUACAAACAGCUGAAAUCGCUGCUGGAAGUUGCAUACACGCUCCCUCAGCUGAAAGAAUACGCAAAGCAAUAUCAUCAAUUGUCCAUGGCGAAGUCUACGACCAAGAAGGCAAUCAUCUCGAUUGUACUCAAUCAACUUUGGCGGUGCCAAAUCAGCGAGUCAAAAAGUGAGAGUGAGGACCUCAUAGUGGAGCGGAUCGUCGACGUACAAACGAGAGAUAUCUAUCUGUUGCUGUUGACCAACAAUGGUAAGAUUCUUCAAAAUUUCGCGCGUCUUGGAGCGACCGUGGCAGUGGCUCUAGGUGAAAACAAGAUCAUUGUUCGGGCCACUAAAGCGCUGGUCAAGUACGUUGAAGUCUCGUUGCGGAAAAUUCUCGAUAAUGUGCAGCGCGAAAUCAUAUCUGUAGACGAUUUGAUACAAGAUCACAGCUAUUCAAGCAAAGAAGUAAUUUCUCCAAGCGCACUCGUAAGCCUUGUGCAGAAAGAGAGUGCAACAUUUUUCGAAGAGUUGCCCGACGAAAAUCCUAGUACUUACGCUAUCACAAGUUUCGGUACCAAGCGCAUAAGACGUGCGAAAAACCUACUUUUAUGGGCAUUGGACUAUAAUCCGCAAGUGUCGGAGACUGUGAAGUUUGUCGGCGAGCAGGACCGCUCUCACUACAUGGCUUUCCCGUUCACAGAGAUCGACGGAUUGGAUUGGAUACGAAGAAAAAGCGAUUGGUUUCGCCUACAGAAACUCAUCAAGAAAGGAUUAUCUCCGAUUGUGGAGAGUGCUUUGGGCUCCUCGGUGCUCACCGAAAACAAAAUAGACGAGCUGUUCAAAGAUAUGACUGAAAGAACGACGACCAAUGGUGUCCCAGAGUUGAAAGAUGCUGCGGCCACUCCGGGGGUAAAAACGUGGAGCGUUACUUUGGGCCAUAUUUUGACCAACGAAUCACAAACAUCCACUAUUUUCCAGUCGAAAGUGGGUGGAAUUGUUCCAAAGCUGAUGCAGCUACCACUUUACGAUGGUUUGGCCACACAGGACGAAUUAUACACUGUUGAUCAACACGAGUAUUACGUUCAAAUGAAGCUAAUCCCCAAGAUCGACAGCUCGGUGCAUGCUCGAAACAUUCCGCCAUUGGAACUGUGGUUCGAGCUCGACGACAACGAUAAAGCUAUUAACAGUUCGUUACGGUGCCUCUUGCACACUGAGGAGAGAAAUCUGCUUUUGGAGACGCCCCAUUUAUCGCAUGAUAUGAAAGUUACAAUGGAUCGCACUGUAGAAGUGACCAGACCGUAUGACGAAGCUCCGCACAGCUGGCUCGAAGAGCAACCUGGGUUGAAAGAAUUUCUCCUGCGGGCUCGUCUCACGUUCCAAGAGGGCGAAAAGCUGUCGGUACCCAAGCAGCUGACAUUCAACCUGCAUUUCAAAGACCGUGACGCACCUGAGCCCGUUGUUUUCGAAUACGUGAAUGUCAGAUAUCAUCGCAUUUUGAAAUUGAGACUUGACGACGAAUACCUGGUGCAGUUUUCGGACAUCAACGGUGGGUCUCGCGGGGGCCGGUUUAAACAAGUGGAUUUCGUCAAGCCUGAUGGCGGAGAAAUCACUCGCCAAGAGUUUGGACAACUAAUCUCCCGAGUGGCGGACUUUAUGGUUCAACCUGUAGAUAAACAUAACGCAUAA
This is a messenger RNA of Lachancea sp. 'fantastica', 2154 nucleotides long. Lineage: Eukaryota; Fungi; Ascomycota; Saccharomycetes; Saccharomycetales; Saccharomycetaceae. The record is from the annotation of a GenBank genome assembly.